This is a messenger RNA of Rana temporaria (common frog), 1071 nucleotides long. It is a transcript of the gene PLD6, whose product is annotated as phospholipase D family member 6. The record is from RefSeq and is a predicted model, not a curated record. Gene Ontology annotation, molecular function: RNA endonuclease activity producing 5'-phosphomonoesters, hydrolytic mechanism. Gene Ontology annotation, biological process: piRNA processing. Gene Ontology annotation, cellular component: mitochondrion. NCBI's taxonomy places the organism in Eukaryota, Metazoa, Chordata, Amphibia, Anura, Ranidae. The coding region runs from base 19 to 735 and encodes 238 amino acids. The transcript has 2 exons.
AGUCCGAGGAGGCUGAACAUGGCGGCUCCUCCUCCUUCUCCUCAGCCUUUCCCGCCUCUCCCUGACCCCGCCCCCGGUCGUAGUCUCCGCCCUCGUGCUGUCACCAUGGUGCCCGGUGGGGUGUGGAAGGCGCUGUGUACGGCGGUGGCGGUCUCGGUGGGGGCGGAGUUGUUGUUCCGGUAUUGGAGGAGGCAGAGGAAGGCGGUUAAGGAAGCUCUCUUCUUCCCGGUGCCGGUGAGCUGUAUGGAAGGAAUUCUGAGCCCCGGUCUCCGGUGCAUGUGUCCGCUCCCUCAUACUGACACGGACAGCGCCCUCCACCGGCUGAUGAGGCGCCUCCUGGAGGCCCGGAGGAGUGUGGAGCUCUGUAUCUUCGCCUUCUCCUAUCCUCCUCUGGGCCAGGCCGUCCUACUUCUCCACCAGAGAGGAGUCCGAGUCCGGGUCAUCACCGACAGAGACUACAUGGCGGCCUCCGGAUCCCAGAUAGGAGCUCUGAGGAAGGCCGGUAUUGUGGUUCGUCACAGUCAGUCUUCUGGUUUAAUGCACCAUAAGUUUGUGGUGGUAGAUAAAAAAUUUGUAAUAACCGGUUCCAUGAACUGGACCAUGCAGGCCAUGCAGGCGAACAAGGAGAAUCUUCUCAUGACAGAUGACAGAGUCUUUGUGUCUGCGUACCUGGAGGAGUUUGAGAGGCUUUGGGAGGAGUUUGACCCAGCCACCUACGAUUUCUUCCCAGAGUGAAAGAUAAGUGAUGGAGUUCCCUGAGUUUAAGAAGGUCUAUGGUGUGCCACGUCACCUUGGUUUUAAAAUUUCAAGUGAUUAUUUUUUUACAUGCAUUUUUUUUUUUUUUUACAUUCCGGUAAACUUCCAAAGGCUGCGCCUCUGAUCUGGGACAGGGUGUCAUUUCACCAUUAUCACACAGUGUUUUGUUAAAUAUUGGUUUUUAUGUUACUGUAAUCUGAAAAUGCGUUAUUGGGCCAGUCUUGUCAGCUCAGGGAUCUGUGGAUUAUUAUGAUUUGUUACAUCUAUAUGAAAUUUUCAAGUAAUUGAGGUAAAGAAUAUUUCAUAUACUGAAAA